GGGGGGUCCCGUCCCAGCCCCUCACUCGCUCUCGGUCCCGCUCGGUGGCUCCGCGGCCGCUGAGGCGCCGUCACGUGACGGGCACUGGUGGCCAAUGGCGGCGGCGCCCGCGCCGCUGAGGGCCACCCAAAAUGGCGGCGGCGAUGGCGGCAGUCCCGUCUCGCCUGAGGGCCCGUUACCCGCUGCCCGCUCCGCUCCGAGCCCUCCCCGCAGCCGCGGGGCCCCCUCCCGUGUGCCGGGUGAGCCGCCGCGGCUGCCGGAGGGUCUCCCCGCAGGCGGAGGGUUUCCCUUGGUGUGCCUCAACAGCGCUUCUGGAGGGAAGCGAGUGCCCACCCCGGGGGCAAUACAGACCCUUUGCGCCAGAGGCUCAGUGAACAAGACGCGAUCGAAACAGCGCUUUCUAAGGGAAGUAUCCAGAGAACACCCGAGCAGAGCUCUGGAAAUCCGCAGGAAAUGUGGCAAUACACAAACCAACAUGGACUAUCCUAAUGAGUCCCACUGGUCAUUUGAUUAUCACAGCAAAUUUAGAAGCUCACAUGGUGCAUCUUGGAGAAAGGGCCACACAGCCUCGGCCAUACAAGGGACCUGCUGCCAGGGGCAGGGCUGCUCCGAGGAGUUGAUCCUUUUGCUGAAGGAGAACCAAGACCUGAUGAGGAUGUGCCUGGGCCUCUGCUCUCUGCAGAGGGCAUUGCUGAGAGAGGAGGAAACGGACGACUCGGAAGAGGAGGAGACUCCACUGCUCUACUUGACCGUGGAUCCCCAGCUCCAGCAAGGCCCUUCCCUGCAGAGCCCCACACCCACCACCCCAGGGGAACCAGGCAGCUCGUCCUCGUCUCACUCCAGGCAGCAGAUCCUCAGUUCCUCAGCCAUUGCUGGGGAUCUUUACACCUCUCCCUGCUGCUGAGUGAUCCUGGCAACUCCUUUUCCUCUAGUUCUCUGCUCCAGAUUUCAGCCAGUCCCAGCACAGACUGUGAACCCCCCUGCCCUCAACCAGACCCAAACUGCUGUUUAGACCCCCCCCUUAAAUC
Molecule: messenger RNA, 1028 nt
Organism: Neopelma chrysocephalum (saffron-crested tyrant-manakin)
Lineage: Eukaryota; Metazoa; Chordata; Aves; Passeriformes; Pipridae
Exons: 3
Coding region: 95-904 (269 amino acids)
Source: RefSeq, a predicted model, not a curated record